AUGCAAGGCUUCAACAUGGGGCGGUACGUGCCGCCGGAGGUGGAAGGGACGCUGAGCGCGAACCAGGCGGCGGGCAAGCGGCACGCGCUGGGGGCGCGGGCCUCGAAGCUGCGCAGCGAGGGCGCGCUGACGGUGCGGUUCGAGAUGCCGUUCGCGGUGUGGUGCGGGACGUGCGCGGCUGCUGCGCCUGCGGCGGCGCCGGUGCUGAUCGGGCAGGGGGUGCGGUUCAACGCGGAGAAGCGGCGCGUGGGCAACUACUACAGCACGCCCGUGUACAGCUUCCGCAUGCGCCACCCGGCGUGCGGCGGGUGGAUCGAGGUGCGCACCGACCCCCGGAACACGGCGUACGUGGUCGUCAGCGGCGGCAAGAGGCGGGACACGGGCGAGGGGAAGGAGGGGGCGGGGGAUGACUCGCUUGUCGCCAGCGGGGUGGUGGCGCCGAUCAAGACGCUGCAGGAGCAGGCUGAGGAGCGCGAGGUGGCGUUCUCGAACCUGGAGAAGACGAUCGAGGACCGGGCCGCGCUUGCCGCUGCGCGGGAGCGGAUCGACGAGAUCGAGGACGCCAAUGCGAAGCAGUGGGACGACCCGUACACGAGGAACCAGAUGCUGCGGAAGACGUUCCGCGUGGGGAGGAAAUCGCGGGAGAAGGACGCCGCGGCUGCUGAGGACCUCAAGGACAGGAUGAGUCUGGGGAUCGACCUGUUGCCCGAGAGCGAGGAGGAUGCGCGGUGGGCCAGGCUGGUCGAUUUCGGGACGGCACCCGGGGGGCUGGGUGAGGACAGAGAUAAGGUCCUUGCGAAACCACUGUUUGGCGGGAAGAAGCCCGCGGCGCAGGAGAAGCGGACGGGAGACAGCAAGCCUGCCACGAAGAAGCUGCUCAAGUCGGAGAUUGCGGCAACGAAGAUGAGGGAGUCUCUGGUCUCUGAGAUCGUCGGCAACACUCGGAUGGCCAGCGAUCCUUUCCUCGAACCGCGGAGUAGAGACUCGUCAAAAACUACGGCUUCCUUACUACCUGGACUCAAGCGGAAGAGGCCACCAGAAACUGAACCCAGCCCACCGCCAGAAGGCAAGCCAGUUGAGAAGGCAGCGGCAGUGUCUUCAGCUCUGGUGGAUUACGACUCGGACUGA
Diaporthe amygdali is the source of this 1128-nucleotide messenger RNA. RefSeq lists its product as uncharacterized. Gene Ontology annotation, biological process: mRNA splicing, via spliceosome. The record is from RefSeq and is a predicted model, not a curated record. NCBI's taxonomy places the organism in Eukaryota, Fungi, Ascomycota, Sordariomycetes, Diaporthales, Diaporthaceae. Bases 1 to 1128 code for a protein of 375 amino acids. The transcript has a single exon. Gene Ontology annotation, cellular component: U2-type spliceosomal complex; post-mRNA release spliceosomal complex.